AUGUCGACAACCCGGUAUACUGUACCAGUCCCCGAAUUUAUGCCAAUUUUGGAGACUCGUCAAGAACUCAAUGAUAUGGCCAUGCAAUUCCCACUCGGAACUGUGGACGACAGGAAUGGGGGCUAUUAUCUCCUCGACCACGAUGCUACCGUUUUAGCUGUCGCGUCCGAUUCCCUCUGCGAAGAACUGGAUGCUUCAAUGGAGGCAGCAAAACGGUACCACAGCACCCAUCCAGAAAUUGAUAAAGAGAGCGAAUCCGUUGCACCUCAAAGUGUCGAGGCAGACCCCGCGAUUGCCACGUGUGCUCAAGUAGCUACCAUUGGUGUUUUUGAACACGCCUAA
Penicillium hordei is the source of this 342-nucleotide messenger RNA. RefSeq lists its product as uncharacterized. The record is from RefSeq and is a predicted model, not a curated record. The transcript has 2 exons. Lineage: Eukaryota; Fungi; Ascomycota; Eurotiomycetes; Eurotiales; Aspergillaceae. The coding region runs from base 1 to 342 and encodes 113 amino acids.